GUGCUGCCGUUAGCUUUGACGCUCACCGACUUUUGCUACCCGACCCGCUCAACCAUCGCACAGCUUUCGGUGUACAUCGAGGCUCCGCGCUGCAAGAAGAUCUUUUCCUUGGAGAGCAUUUCGCUCUUGCAAGAGACGGCAAGUGCCCUGGAUCAUGAAGUCGACUUGUGCUGGCCGCGGCUGAGGAGGACUUGCUUCCAGCUGAUCGACUUGAUGUCGCCGUUCAUGAAGCGACUGCGGGGACAACGAGACUCCCAUUUGGAUGUUCGUGCUAGGGUGAUCACGGCCGUUUUGCACCUUCUGCUGGUUCUGGCGGAGCCACACCUGCGGGCGCAAAGCCAGGAUGCGAUCACAUCCAUCCUCAAGCACGUCGACCGCAUCGUUUUGAGAACUCAGGACAUUUCCAAAGUGGUACCCUCGAUGAAGUACUUCAUUGAUCUGCUGGAGUACUACGUUGGCCUCGACAACACUGUUGACUUUGAAGAGGAGAAGGCAUGGCUUGUCCAGCUCAUGGGACACUGUUGUUCCGACGACGAGCACCUGUGUGCAGACCUUCUCAAGUACAAGGAGGGUUCCAUAUUGAUAUCGUUGUCGCGCAUGUUGAUGGAUGACAGCAAGACUGCUUGGAAAGAAGUCGUUGCGCUGCGACAACGACCGGAUCACGAUCCCAGACAGGUCCAUCCAAUUCUCAUGAUGCAGCGUGGAGCCUUGUUCGCACUCUCCUGCCUCAUGCAACCGCAGCACGUUGCUGACCUCGUCAUGCGUGCAAUUGAUUGCAAGCUGGAGCGCAGAGUCAUUGCCACUCUUGACAGGGAAACUGUUGAGGAAUAUUUUGCUGGACAGGAAGCACGAAAGACCUACACACUUUCGUUCGUUCUCGUCAUGCGUUCGGGUCAGUGCAGAAACUCCAAAGUACCUGACUUUCAGCCAAUUGUUCUGGGUGGGAACACGAACUUGCCAAGCAUUUACGUCAACUUGCUGGACUUCAGGCUUUGGAUUCAAAUUUGCACAGUGUCAGGAAAGUACGAGACGUUCGUAUGUCAGAAAAGCCUAGAGGAGCUACCUCAAGGGCAGAUUGUUGUGACCAUCGUGGUGAACGGCUCAUCGAUUCAGGCAUAUCUCAACGAGCAGGCUCAGCUUCCGGUCUCGAGGAAGCUUGGCGAUGACCCCAAGAUCCUGCAGGAUGGACAGAUCUUGAGCGGGAAGGUUCAGCAACUGGUGCCCAAGCCUGGGCAGCCAGUCUUCGACGGAGUUCUCACGCUCUUGAGAGCCAGCCAACACCCAGCAGCUCCGCAUGAGGUGGAAAGCUCCAUUAAGGCAUCGCAGAAGGAGGCUAAGCAGAUUCUGACUCGGCGAAAGGAGCGCCUAAACGACCAGGGUUUCCCGGACUCCGUGUACAACGUCACAGAGGUUGCCUCGGCACUGCUGCAGUACAUCCGGCUUCAAUUCCAUGAUGAUCCCGAAACUCGCAGGGAAAAGCGGCGCAUUGGCGAGCUGGACCUCAUCGACCCCACCACGACGAUGUGGAUGAUCUCGAACAGCGGCGUGUGUUCCCAGCUGCUUCCACAAUCCCACCCGCGCUAUGUGGGACUCUUGAAGACCCCCUUGCAGAGAGCCAUAUUCCUGGCAGCUUUGGUUGCAGACAACUUCGAGAAGACAGAGGCACAUGAUGUCCAGCUUGGAUUUCCACCGGAAUUUGGGCCUCAUGAUAGGUCACGGCCAAAGCCUCCAGAUCACUCUGUGUUAGUGGCGGUCGCCGCUUUUCUCAGCCAGCUGCUUCAGUCCCCGCGAGGACGGAUGGUCAUGGCAGAGGACUCAUCUGCAAUGUUGGUGGUUCGACUCAUUCCAAUGUGUGGAGUGCGACUGGACCUCUCUGGCUAUGUGCAGAAGUCGUUUCGGAACCUGACUUCUAAGAUGUGUGCCCUGAUGUUACAAGCCAAGCAGGAUGCCCCGACAACAUCUUUGGUCUUAGAUGCACUCUUCAAGAAAUCAAUGAGCGACGAGGGCCUUAUCUACAAAGAAGACUUGCAGAACCUGUUGCUGUCACAGGCCUUGACUGCGCUCAGAGACAUCAUGCACGCGUGCAUAUCGACCAGGACUCAUCGGCAAUCCCAAAUCCACCAGCUGCACCUGGACAUCCAAAUGCAAAUUGACUUGAUCCGUACGCAAGAACAAAUGCAGGGCCACGACGAGGCAAUCCUCGCUCCACACAAGCAGCAAGUGGAAAGGCUCAACGCAGACCUGUCAAAAUUGCAAAGCGAAGUUCAGGACCAAGAGAAUUUGUUCAUACACUGUCAGAAGCUUCAGCGCCAGUUCUUCCUACAGCUCCAUCAUAUAAUGGAUGAAAUCAUCCACGGCCUGCCCUUGCGUCCGCUUGAUCUGUGCUUGCUCACCCAAAUGGUCAACACUGCUUUAGAAACACCCUACGUCGGCUUUCACCGUGGAAGUGAUCUCCACGCACAGAAGAUGCUCGAAACAGAGCUUGCAGAAGGCAUGCCAUGGGAAGUGUGGUUGAAGUUCGAGUUUCCUGGAGCGUCUCAUCUUCAGGCCAGUGUGUCGAAGCAGUUCCCGUUUAGAUCGAGGAUGCGUGGUCCCAGCAGCAAAGUCCUUCUGAACGUUAUGGAAGAAGCCAACCUCCGGGAUGAAAGAAGCAUCUUGUCGCCCAAGUUGCGCAAUGGCUCUUCGUCUGGCGGGGAUCAUGUUUUUGUCCACGUUGUUGGCUCCGAGGAGAAGUUGCAGGCAGAUGUUGAAGUCCGAAUUCUUCCCGAGUUCGAUCCGCCGCUACGCCUGCCUCAAGAGCAUGUAUCCUUUGAAGGGCGCAUCAUCGAGUUCGCAAGCGCUGUCCUGAAGAAGGACGACUUACCCGCAGAUGCAUAUGCCAAUGUGUGUCUUCUCCUGGCCUCGCAGCGCAACGACAUGCGAGCAAAUUCUUGCAUUCCUCACCUGGCCUCAAUUUUGAUGACCUGUUGCAGGGAACUUUGGGUCGGUCGGCUCGUCUGCGCCGAGCUUUUGCAAGGUGUCCUUUAUCCAGAGAAACACCUGUCGCCGAUACUGUACUUGGCCGGCACCGCAGCAAGUACACCUCUGGACACACGGCUCUACGUGCUUCAGGUCUGCAGCCAGGUGAUUCAUCCUGCUAUGACGCCGGAGGAAGGCUUCCUGCAAUUUCUGGACAAUGUAUAUCGUCACCGCAUUGAGUUGCCACGUCCGGCGGAUGAUGAGUUGCCACGUCCAUCUUUUGGCGAAGAGCACAAGAAAGCCUGUUCGGUGACCUGCUUGAUGUCCGCAUUGCACAAGCAGCUCCCCCGAGUCUUCCAGGUUGCUUUGUUCAACCUGGCAGAGGCGAUCCUUGCGCGAGAUGCGGGGGAGUGCUCGGAUCUGAUCAAUGAGAACCAGUGGGCUGAUGGAGCUGUAGUAUUCCAGGAGCUCAAUCCUGGAAAGUUUGCCUUCUGGCGAGAGCUCCACUGGUUUCUCAUGUUCGGCCAUCCUGAGGUCCAGGAUGCAGCGGUGCGAGUCCUUCUCAUAUUGUUUUGGCAGCAGAGCGUGCAGCUCGUCACUCUGAUUUGUAGGACAGAUGACUCAGGAGAUAGCCAGCUUUCAGGGAAUUAUUGGUUGCUUGUUCCGCUGCUGAGACUCCUGGGUCAUAACAACGAUGAAGUCGUCGCCGAUUUGCUGAAACUCUUUGCUCCUCUGGCCCGCAGCUACAGUUCCGGCGACCACGAAGAAGAGGACAUUCAUGACCUGGAUGAGGCGAACGAAGACAGACUCAUCCGACUUGCCAGGUCGGUUGUUUCCGAAGCAAGUCGCUCGGAGAUCCUCAAGGAGGCCAUGGUUCAAGUGAGCCCAAGAUUCAUCGUGAGAGCGAUGGAUUGGCCCUGCGACGUACGAGAUUUCGUUCUGGACGUUGUGCUAACGCGCUCGGUCAUGCAGGAGUUGACCGUAUCCCCGGAGCUUGCGAGCGAAUUCUGGGAUGUCAUGAUUCACCUUCUGAGGGAAUGCGGACUCGCAGGGCAGUCUUGGGUAUCAACGACGCUCAAGGAAUUGGCACGCAUUUCUGAGCGAGUGGUCUCGCAGUCGAGUGGUGAGGAUCUCCGAAUGGUGCGGAGCGUUUGCUCGCCCAAGGUCAUUGCCCCAUUGGUCUCGCACAUCGCGGCAGGCACCGUGCUGUCGGACUCUGAUGUUGCCAAAGAGAUGUCCCACGCCCUGGCCGAAGUGCCUGACUCGCUGCUGUCCUUGCUGAUCCUGCUUCCGGAGAAAGAGCACCGAUCUCAGUUGCAAGCACAGGGCUGCGUACGCUGA
Molecule: messenger RNA, 4299 nt
Organism: Symbiodinium necroappetens
Lineage: Eukaryota; Dinophyceae; Suessiales; Symbiodiniaceae
Source: the annotation of a GenBank genome assembly